AAAAAAAAAAAAAAAAGCAUGGUGGGAGCAGGAUCCUUGUUUGCCCAGCCCCUGUAUUGUCUACCAUACUUUGCAUACAAUAGGUGCUCAGUGGAUGUUGUUCAAUAGUUUACUCUUGAAUAAAUGAGCAAAUUAAGGACAUCUGUAAAUGGUUCUCUUGUAUGCCAGUACUUUCCACAUUAGUAGCUGUGACUACUGAGCUACAAGACAUUGAGUAACACAUUGGCAGCAAAAAAAGAACUUGAUGGUCAUUUAAGGAUACUACCUUUGCUGUGAACAAAAAAGACUGAAACGGUGAAACAUAAGAAUAAAAUUUUGAUGGAGUAAAUAUUUGCAAUCCCCACCCCACCCUCCAUCACCGGCUGUUACAACUCACAUGAUUUAUUGUUUGCAGGGUAGCUCUUACUGUGGUGUAAUUUGUUUAUUUUGUUUCACCAUUCUUUUGAAGUUUAAAAGCAGACAAGAAAGCACUGCAGGGUGAGUGUGGCUGUGCUCCCUCACUGCAGGCACUCUGGGGUGUUGCUUAGUGAAGGUCAUUCCCUUUCCCUGUGCUAAACACGGAAUGAAAUACCGUAUUCCUUACUUUCAAGAUUAAUCUAGUGGUCGGCAUUCACAGGAGAAUAGCGGGGCUAUUCGUCAACUAGCUUUAAAUAUUUUAUGGCAAAUACUCAACCAUACCCUGAAAGUGGUCCUUUUGCCAUCAAUUUCUCAACAUCAAUAUGCUCUUUUGCUGUAGUGAGAAAUAUUUCGCUCUGUAGUUUAAGCCUUAUUUCAAAUACAAAGACACCUAGUCCUGAGAAAGAGAACGCAUUGGCUCUUCUGAGGCAGGCGUCACUAGGGGCAGGAGCUGAGAAACCCGCUGUUUCCUUAGGAGGUGCACAGACGGCCCAGGAUGGCUUAGUGAGCAGGCAGCUCAGACGCCGCAGGUAGCGGCCCUGCCUCUGAACAAAGAGGAGUCCACACCUGGAGUGCAGACAAAGGGAGGCCGCCUCUGCUACCCAAUUCCCAGUUCACAUCGCCUGCUGCUGGGGACCCCUAGUGGCGGCACACGACGCAGGCACAGGCUUGAUUGCUGUAAAUUAAACACAUCAGUGGCAGGGGCACCAGCUGCACAACGCUAGGAGCCACCAAACACAGUGUAUUCUACAUAAAUGUUGCUGCCAGGAGCCCCAGUUCAAACUACAAUACCCUGAGAGAUGGUUGGCGCCAUGUGGAAGGUGAUUGUUUCGCUGGUCCUGUUGGCGCCUGGCCCCUGUGAUGGGCUGUUUCGCUCCCUAUACAGAAGUGUUUCCAUGCCACCUAAGGGAGACUCAGGACAGCCGUUGUUUCUCACCCCUUACAUUGAAGCUGGGAAGAUCCAAAAAGGAAAAGAAUUGAGUUUGGUCAGUCCUUUCCUAGGACUGAACGUGAAGAGUUAUGCCGGCUUCCUCACCGUGAAUAAGACUUACAACAGCAACCUCUUCUUCUGGUUCUUCCCGGCUCAGAUACAGCCAGAAGAUGCCCCAGUAGUUCUCUGGCUGCAGGGUGGGCCAGGAGGUUCAUCCAUGUUUGGACUCUUUGUGGAACAUGGGCCUUAUGUUGUCACAAGUAACAUGACCUUGCGUGACAGAGACUUCCCCUGGACCACAACGCUCUCCAUGCUUUACGUUGACAAUCCAGUGGGCACAGGCUUCAGUUUUACUGAUGAUACCCACGGAUAUGCAGUCAAUGAGGACGACGUAGCACGGGAUUUAUACAGUGCACUAAUUCAGUUUUUCCAGAUAUUUCCCGAAUAUAAAGAUAAUGACUUUUAUGUCACUGGGGAGUCUUACGCAGGGAAAUAUGUGCCAGCCAUUGCACACCUCAUCCAUUCCCUCAACCCGGUGAAGGAGGAGAAGAUCAACCUGAAAGGAAUUGCUAUUGGAGAUGGAUAUUCUGAUCCUGAAUCAAUUAUAGGGGGCUAUGCAGCAUUCCUGUACCAAAUUGGCUUGUUGGAUGAGAAGCAGAAAAAGUACUUCCAGAAGCAGUGCCACGAAUGCAUAGAACACAUCAGGAAGCAGAACUGGUUUCAGGCCUUUGAAAUACUGGAUAAACUACUAGACGGCGACUUAACAAGUGAUCCUUCUUACUUCCAGAAUGUUACAGGAUGUAGUAAUUACUAUAACUUUUUGCGGUGCACGGAACCUGAGGAUCAGCUUUACUAUGUGAAACUUUUGUCACUCCCAGAGGUGAGACAAGCCAUCCACGUGGGAAAUCGGACUUUUAAUGAUGGAACUGUAGUUGAAAAGUACUUGCGAGAAGAUACAGUACAGUCAGUUAAGCCAUGGUUAACUGAAAUCAUGAAUAAUUAUAAGGUUCUGAUGUACAAUGGCCAACUGGACAUCAUCGUGGCAGCUGCCCUGACAGAGCGCUCCUUGAUGGGCAUGGACUGGAAAGGAUCCCAGGAAUACAAGAAGGCAGAAAAAAAAGUUUGGAAGAUCUUUAAAUCUGACAAUGAAGUGGCUGGUUACGUCCGGCAAGUGGGUGACUUCCAUCAGACAUGGGCAAAGUUCCUCUGUCCAUUUAUGGGAAUCAGACUGUGGGCAGAAAACCAGAACACAGUAAUCAAACCACACCCCGCCUCCCAGCCAGAGAGCUUCCCUGAAGUCACAGGUAAUUAUUCGAGGUGGAGGACAUAUUUUACCCUAUGACCAGCCUCUGAGAGCUUUUGACAUGAUUAAUCGAUUCAUUUAUGGAAGAGGAUGGGAUCCUUAUGUUGGAUAAACUACCUUCCCAAAAGAGAACAUCAGAGGUUUUCAUUGCUGAAAAGAAAAUUGUAAAAACAGAAAAUGUCAUAGGAAUAAGAAAAUUAUCUUUUCAUAUCUGCAAGAUUUUUUCAUCAAUAAAAAGUAUCCUUGAAACAA
This is a messenger RNA of Macaca mulatta (Rhesus monkey), 2882 nucleotides long. The record is from RefSeq and is a predicted model, not a curated record. Lineage: Eukaryota; Metazoa; Chordata; Mammalia; Primates; Cercopithecidae.